AUGAGCAUGCCAGUAGAAAUUAACGAUCUAUUGCUUAAAUUAUUUGAGGAUCAAGAGAUUUUACUGAUCAAGAAUAACUCUGCAUACCAUUCACCUGAAAUUUCAGAAACUGAUGAAGAGAAUCUUUCUGAUAGAAGAAAGAUUAUUAAAAAGGACUUAAGAUGA
Funneliformis mosseae is the source of this 165-nucleotide messenger RNA. Lineage: Eukaryota; Fungi; Glomeromycota; Glomeromycetes; Glomerales; Glomeraceae. The record is from the annotation of a GenBank genome assembly.